Molecule: messenger RNA, 393 nt
Organism: Diabrotica virgifera virgifera (western corn rootworm)
Lineage: Eukaryota; Metazoa; Arthropoda; Insecta; Coleoptera; Chrysomelidae
Product: protein krueppel-like
Exons: 1
Coding region: 1-393 (130 amino acids)
Biological process (GO): central nervous system development; regulation of transcription by RNA polymerase II
Cellular component (GO): nucleus
Molecular function (GO): RNA polymerase II cis-regulatory region sequence-specific DNA binding; DNA-binding transcription factor activity, RNA polymerase II-specific
Source: RefSeq, a predicted model, not a curated record
AUGCACACUGAAGAAAAGCCUUACACGUGUGAAAUUUGUUCUAAGCAAUUUAAUAAAGGUGGAAAUUUGAAACGGCAUUUAAGGAUACACACUGGUGAAAAGGCUUACAAGUGUGAAAUCUGUUUUAAGGAAUUUAGCGAAACAGUCAGUUUGAAAAAGCAUUUGAGAGUACAUACUGGAGAAAAGCCUUACCAGUGUGAAAUCUGCUUUAAGGAAUUUAGCGAAGCAAGCAGUUUGAAAAAGCAUUUGAGAAUGCAUACUGGUGAAAAGUCUUACAAGUGCGAAGUUUGCUCUAAGCAAUUUACUCAAGAUGGAGAAUUGAAUAAGAAUUUAAGAAUACACACGGGUGAAAAGCCUUACAAGUGUGAAAUUUGUUCUAAGCAAUUUAAUUAG